CACGAGGCCCAUGUUUCGGACUCGUCUGAAACUGCGUUGCAUGCUGGCUUCUGGCUGCUGGCGCUCAAUCCUCGACUUCACUGCCAUCUCCCUGGGUGGCCCGGCUUUUGUAUGCUUCCGUUGUCACUCGCUUAGUUCGUCCUUUUUCCCUUCAAACGAUUCUUGCGGCAGUGCCUUCAACACCCAGCGCCCUCGGUCGGUCUCCGGGCCCGGUCUCAGUCCUCGACUUCUCGCGCCCAAACAAAAGCGACCGGCCGAUACAUGAAAGGUUGCAAAAAUGUCGGGCAUCCCUGAAUUGGAAGACGCCCUGCGCAAGCUCGACGAAGAGCUCGAGGAAGGAGACAUCACCCGCAAAGGCUAUGAAAAGAGACGGACUCUCAUUCUUUCGCAAUACAUCAGUUCCCCGCCGCCAGGUCUACACCCCCAACCCCAGUCACGAGGACUUCGCGUACACUCCCCUGACGAUAGCGACCAUCCUGCCUCCAAUGAGGAUUCCAGAGCCGCCUCGCUUGCUGCCCUCACCGGUCGACCGGUGGCCAGCCCCUCGAGGAAUGGGACAAUGACUGAGGGCCAUCCCAGCACGAGCCGGCGAGCCUCUGUGCUCAGGGAAGAAUACAAUGAUUCCAGGAGAAGCAUCACCCCCCAAAGCCACAUCCAAAGAUUUCAAGAGAGGGAAACGGGAAGUCUACCACAUGGUUCGAUGUCGGGGUCCUCCUUUGACGGCCGGCGUGAAACUUUCCUGACUGCCAACGAUCAAUCCCGCACGGAGACGCUAUUGAGCCAGAAUUAUGCCUUUAAUCCUGACACCCAGCAAAAUUAUGGCGGCAUAGACACUCGCAACUCUACUAUGCUGGACUCGCAGCAGGGCUAUUUCUCGGACUUUGCUGGUCAGCAACGAGAAGAACAUCAGGAGAAUUAUGGCGGCAAUGUACACAGAUAUUCACAGAGCGAGGUGACCUCGCCCACGGCGCAGGUCGCACCUCCAUUUCUCGGUGCCGGAGAGCUUGCUGGAGGUGCAGCUAUCCAUCAGAUGCCCUUGGAACCACGCGAAGUGCCUUUCGCCAUCUGUGACCCACACGAUUCGCAUAUCGAGAUGUCCCGGUUUGAGAACAUUGCCGCGGUCCUCCGACAUCGAGCAAAGACCAACCCCAAGCAAGCGGCCUAUUGGGUGUUGGACCAAAAGGGUAAAGAGCUCGUCUCAAUCACCUGGGAGAAGUUAUGCAGCCGUGCAGAAAAAGUGGCACAGGUCAUUCGCGACAAAAGCAGUCUUUACAAGGGGGACCGAGUUGCGCUGAUCUACAUCGAGAAUGAAAUCAUCGAAUUUGCGGUGGCCCUGCUCGGCUGCUUCAUCGCUGGCGUGGUGGCUGUACCGAUCAACGACCUCAAAAAUUAUGCCAGAUUGAACGUCGUUUUGACGUCUACGCAAGCACAUCUGGCCUUGACUACGGAGGCGAACCUGAAGAAUUUUCAGCGAGACAUCACCGCCGCCAAGCUGAACUGGCCUCGAGGAGUGGAGUGGUGGAAGACCAACGAAUUUGGCAGCUAUCACCCGAAAAAGAAAGGAGAGGAAGCUCCCCUUGUGGUUCCGGAUCUUGCAUACAUUGAAUUUUCUAUGGCCCCUACUGGCGACCUCCGCGGUGUCGUGAUGAGCCACAAGACAAUCAUGCAUCAAAUGGCAACACUCAGUGCAAUGAUCACGUCGGCGACAAGCAAUACCAAAGCCGACACCUUCAAUCCUUCUUUGCGCGACAAGCAGGGACACUUAAUCACCGGCUCGAGACGUGGCGAAACCAUUCUGAGCUAUCUCGAUCCGAGACAGAGCAUUGGGAUGAUCCUAGGGGUCUUGCUAAACGUCUAUGGCGGGCACACGGUGAUCUACAUUGACCAACGGGCCAUCGAGACACCUGGUCUCUACGCGAAUCUCAUCACGAAAUACAAAACGACGUUGCUUGUAGCAGAUUACCCCGGCUUAAAACGUGCCGUAUACAACUACCAGGCCGAUCCGAUGACGACGAGGAAUUUCAAGCGGAACUUCGAACCCAACUUUUCCAGUGUCAAGUUGUGCAUGAUUGAUACAUUGACCGUCGACGUCGAAUUCCACGAACUACUGGCAGAUCGUUGGCUCAAGCCACUUCGCAACCCUAGGGCGAGGGAAAUCGUCGCCCCUAUGCUCUGCUUGCCCGAACACGGCGGAAUGGUGAUCAGCAUGCGAGACUGGCUGGGGGGAGAGGAACGGAUGGGCUGCUCGUUGAGCCAUGAGAUGGACCGUGAUCAAGAAGCAGAGGAGAAAAAGGAAGAGCAAAGCGCGAUUGCCAAAUCCAGCUUCGGUAGUAGCCUUAUCGGUGGGGGAACUAAGCCUUCCAAAGAACGGUCGACCGAGGACUUGGGAGAAGUGCUCCUGGAAAAAGAGGCUCUGAAGACAAAUGACAUCGUGGUGCUGGCCAUGGGCGCGGAAGCAAGGGCGAGAGCGACUUCACUUCCCCACGCUGUCCGAUGCGGCGCCUUCGGAUAUCCCAUCCCUGACGCCACGCUUGCAGUGGUCGAUCCUGAGUCAGGUUUAUUGUGCGCUCCAAACUCGAUAGGCGAGAUUUGGGUCGACUCUCCCUCGCUCUCUGGAGGCUUUUGGGCUCUUCCAAAGCAUACCGAAACCAUCUUCCAUGCUCGACCAUUUUGUUUCAAAGAAGGCAACCCCACGCCGACCGCCAUCGACCCCGAAUUCCUACGUACUGGUCUCCUUGGAUGUGUCAUAGAAGGCAAGAUCUAUGUGUUGGGACUGUAUGAGGAUCGCCUGAGACAACGGGUCGAGUGGGUCGAACACGGUCUGGCGGUGCAGGAACAUCGCUACUUCUUUGUCCAGCAUUUGAUUCUCAGCAUCAUGAGAAAUGUCCCCAAGAUCCACGACUGCUCCGCGUUUGACUGUUUUGUGAACGAUGAACAUCUUCCCAUAGUUCUUUUGGAAUCUCCGUCGGCCUCAACGGCGCCAUUAUCCUCAGGUGGUCCACCACAACAGCUUGAUAUUGCAUUGCUCGACUCUCUGGCGGAGAAAACAAUGGACGUAUUGUACCAAGAGCAUCACCUCAGAGUCUACUGCGUCCUGAUUACAGCGCCAGGGAUUCUACCGCGGGUAACUAAGAACGGCCGGCGAGAAAUUGGCAAUAUGCUCUGUCGCAAAGAAUUCGACAACGGAGCACUCCCUUGUGUCCACGUCAAAUUUGGUGUCGAGCGGGCUGUGAAAAAUCUUCCUGUUGGGGAGGACAUCAAUGGCGGCAUCUGGUCCGCAAACUCAAGUGCGGCACGGAGCGACCUUCUCUACGGCCAGGAAACCCAGUGGUCGGGUGUCGACCCUCGCGAGGUCGUUAUCGAUGACCGAACAUCGACGGCUCUGAGUAAUUUCACAAACAUCUUCGACCUGAUGCAGUGGCGGGUGGCGCGACAAGCAGACGAGCUCGCAUACUGCACGAUCGACGGCCGAGGGAAAGAAGGUAAGGGGCUGACGUGGAAGAAAUUUGACCAUAGGGUGGCAGCGGUUGCCUUAUACCUACGAAACAAGGUCAAAGUGAAGCCCAGCGACCAUCUUGUUUUGAUGUACACUCACUCAGAAGACUACGUGUUUGCCAUAUACGCAUGUAUGGUUCUUGGAGCGAUAGCUAUUCCUGUUGCUCCUCUGGACGCCAACAGACUAUCAGAAGAUGCUCCAGCAUUCCUUCACAUCGUCGCAGAUAUGGGUGUGAAAGCUGUUCUGUGCAACACUGACGUCGACCACCUGUUCAAACAGAAAAUCGUCUCGCAGCACCUCAAACAGUCUGCGCAGUACCUAAAAACGCAUAUUCCAAGCGUCUAUAACACAGCGAAACCGGCGAAGCAGUCUCAUGGUUGCCGAGAGCUUGGUUUGACGAUAAAUCGUUCUUGGAUAUCUCCGACAAAUCCCGUGAUUAUAUGGACAUACUGGACGCCAGACCAGCGUCGAGUCUCGGUUCAGCUGGGCCACGACACCAUUUUAGGCAUGUGCAAGGUCCAGAAAGAGACGUGCCAAAUGACAAGCUCGAAACCGGUGCUCGCCUGUGUGCGAAGCACGAUAGGCAUAGGGUUCCUCCAUACGGUCCUGAUGGGCGUGUACAACGGCAGUACCACUUAUCUGAUCUCGCCACUCGACUAUGCGCAGAAUCCUGCCUCACUGUUUAUGGCCUUGUCCCGGUACAAAAUCAAGGAUACUUAUGCAACCAGCCAAAUGCUCGAUUUUGCCAUGGGGCAUGUCGUUGGCAAAGGCUUUUCUCUGCACGAGUUGAAGAAUCUCAUGGUGACGACUGAAUCGAGACCUCGCCUUGAUUUAUUCUCAAAGGCGAGGCUCCAUUUUGCUCAGACAGGGCUCGAGAGAACCGCCAUCAACACGAUAUAUGCUCACGUCCUCAACCCCAUGAUCGCAUCUCGCAGCUACAUGUCGAUUGAACCGAUCGAACUCUGGCUUGAUGUGCGCGCACUGAGACGAGGUCUCAUUUAUCCGGUCGACCCGGACACGGAUCCGACGGCUCUGUGUGUUCAAGAUUCGGGGAUGGUACCAGUGUCUACUCGCAUUGCCGUUGUCAACCCCGAAACCUGUCAACUAUGCCAUGUGGGGGAAUUUGGCGAAAUCUGGGUUCAAUCAGAAGCAUGCGCCAAAUCAUUUUACAUGUCGAAACAGGCGUUUGAUGAAGAACGGUUCAAUGGACGCAUCUUGGGCGGCGACCCAAACGCUACCUAUGUCCGGACAGGGGAUCUAGGAUUCCUGCACAACGUCACCAGACCCAUCGGACCGGGCGGGCAGCCCGUGGAAAUGCAAAUAUUGUUCGUGUUGGGCAGUAUCGGCGAGACGUUUGAAGUAAACGGCCUCAACCACUUUCCGAUCGACAUCGAGAGUACCAUCGAGAAGUGUCAUCGGAACAUUACUCCUGGUGGGUGUGCUGUCUUUCAAGCCGGGGGCAUGGUCGUUGUCCUGGUUGAAGUCUUCCGAAAAUCAUAUCUGGCAUCCAUUGUGCCGGUCAUUGUCAAUGCUGUCCUUCACGAACAUCAAAUCAUUGUCGACAUUGUCGCAUUUGUCGGCGACGGUGAUUUUCCCCGAAGCAGACUGUCGGAGAAGCAGAGAGGCAAGAUCUUAGCUUCCUGGGUGACGAGAAAAUUACGCACCAUUGCCCAGUUCGGCAUUCGAGAUGCAGACGGACCUGAGGGGCAGAUGUCUUCAGUACCCGGUGAACGCAAAGCCCCUAGUAUGGUGAGCAAAACUCUAUCAGUGAAUCAGCCAGACCAGCGGCGAGCCUCGGUCGCCUCGGAAUCCAGGGGAAAUGCUCAAGGAGACAGAAUGUCGAACCGAUCAAGCAUCGUGCCAGAACUGCCUUUCACAUUGCCGCCGAACCAUUAUCAGAUUGACCCGACCGGCCUAUAUGACCCUGCUACCUCCGAAGGCGACCGGACCGGAGUAUCGCUUAGCGACAAGCCUUAUACACUUCCUGAAGGAGUAGUUGAGAUGCCAACUAGUAAUUUCGACGACAUGGAUGAGAAAUCCAAUCCGUACCUUACGGACGAGAAAUUCUUCGAUCCAAAUGCCGAUCCAGACCAGGAACUUGACGACUACACCCCUCAAGGUUCGCAACUUGACCUAUCUCGAGGAGCACCGCCCAAGCUGUCUCUGGUCAACCCGAAUGAGUACUCAUUACACGGCAGUAACGACAAUACCCCGACUUCGUACACCGCGACCGCCACCCCGACAUCAGCAAUCCCGAACGCAUUGAAAACACCCGUAGAGCGAGGUGAAGACAGCCCCUACGAAGACCAGGGCAAUCCAUUCCGAAACUCCAUCCCGGCGUCGGUGCCCAGCUUUGAUUUCAUCACCCAUUCUUUCUCCCCAUCCUCGGCUGCGACAAGAAAUCCCGUCUCUGCGCGAGAUCAGAUGGCCGGGGCCAGCGCGGCAUUCAACAACGUGACGUCUCCGACCCCAACCAGUCCAACUGCAACGGGUGGACGUGCGCUUCUUCCCAGCCAGCAAGCCCGAUACCCCAACUACAGUGCGAAUGCUAAGCCCCUGCCUAUACGACAGUCGAGCGAUAAUUCGUACGAGAUUAAAGAUCUGCCGCAAGAGGCGUUGACAUAUGCUGCCUCGACACACAGCCGGAGGUCUGGGUCGUCGACGUACCAAGGCGAUCAGAACCAGGAUUCUAACUCACUACAUCCUAGUGACGGACGGCAGAGCGUGGACAUGCGUAGCUAUCCGCCAAGCAUCCGGAGGAGGUAUGACGGGAGUGGGUAUGAUGGAUUUGAUUAUUGAAUGGCGUCUUAGCAGAUGGUGCUAGCGGCUUGGACGACUUUAGCGAUCUCUAAUUUCUGUGAUAUAGUGUGGCUUGUGGGACUAUUGGUUAUAGGACAGCAAAAGUUGGCAAACCAAGGACGACCCGAAAUGAUAAUGCAGCAUGACAAUUACCAGUAUGCCAGGCGGUUCCCUAAGGCUUUGGAGCGUGCGACUACCUAUGAUGAGUGACAUUGAGUCGUCGAGAGCGGCAAGUUGCCUGCCUUGCAGAGGUGUACACCUGGACCUAGGUUCCCAGGGGAUAUAUUGAUGGACCCGCGCAAGGCUGGCUUGGAGAAGAGGCCAAGAGGGGCACUCAGCCUCGUCGUCGUCGGUCGUUCUUCUCCUUUUUCCCCCGCAUGUUCGCCGCUACUUCGAUUGCCGCGGCCCUUUCGCCCAAAAAGAACCUUUGCAAGGGCGGGGAACUCGCUUGCAACAAGGAAGAACCCCCGCUUCUCCGAGCGAGCAUCGGAUGGGGGAUUUUUGAGAGAGAGCCACGGGAGAGGAAGUGGAAACAAAGCAGGAGGAGGAGGAAGAAGAAGAGGAGAAGUCUCAUGACGAUUUCUAUCGCGGCGACGACACUCACACAUAUAUACGCUGAUAUUUCUACAUCAAUACGCAUCACACAACAUCCUUAAGCGAGAAGGCCCGUCACAGUGCAGCAGAACCAUUGCAUCAGUGUCUCGCAGCUCGACUCUCGGCUCUCAAGCUAUUUUCUCUUCCCCCGCCCCUGCUUCACU
Messenger RNA from Cladophialophora immunda, 7053 nucleotides. RefSeq lists its product as uncharacterized. Bases 278 to 6295 code for a protein of 2005 amino acids. The record is from RefSeq and is a predicted model, not a curated record. Gene Ontology annotation, cellular component: cytosol. The transcript has a single exon. Lineage: Eukaryota; Fungi; Ascomycota; Eurotiomycetes; Chaetothyriales; Herpotrichiellaceae.